AUGGACCCGACCAUGGACAAGGACAGAGCUGUUAGAGUCGACGAAGAAUCUCUGUCUCGAGAGUCAGACACUCCCCAUAAUGUAGUUCGGGAUCAGGACCAACAAGAUGGUGUACGGGUCGCAGAAGCCGUCACAUCGGCGUGGUCCAGAUCUUCGUUGAUCAUGGCUUAUGCCUCUAUGUGGCUCUUAUACUUUGUCAAUGGCCUCAACAGCAGCCUCACUGCGAAUUUGUCUCCCUAUAUCACCAGUGAAUGGUCCGAGCAUUCACUGCUCACUGUGAUUGGCGUUGUGACCAGCGUCAUGGGUGCGGCAUGCGUGAUGCCCAUUGCCAAAGUCCUGAAUCGAUGGGAUCGAACACUUGGAAUGUGUAUCAUGGUCGUGAUUGCCAUCAUGGGCCUGAUCAUGAUGGCUGCCUGUGAGAAUAUUGCAACCUACUGUGCCGCUCAGGCCUUCUACACGGUCGGCUUCACUGGCGUCAUUUUCUCAGUGGACGUCAUCACAUCUGAUACCUCUUCGCUACGAGACCGAGGUCUCGCCUAUGCCUUUACCUCCUCGCCUUAUAUGAUCACUGCCUUUGCCGGAUCACCACUGGGAAACCAAUUCCAUGAGUCGAACUGGAGAUGGGCAUAUGGAACUACCUGUAUCAUUCUACCAGUUGCGGCUAUGCCGUUGAUCAUCGUUUGGCAAAUGGCGAAGCGAAAGGCAGCCCGAGAGGGCCGGCUGCAUUACAAGCCCCGCAGCACGCGGACCUGGGCCCAGAGUGUCUGGUUCUACGUUAUCGAGUUCGACAUCAUUGGCGUCAUGUUGAUGAUUGGCGGCCUCAUUCUCUUCCUCACUUCCUUUAACAUUGCCGGCAACACCGUAGGUGUAUGGCAGUCCCCCAAAGUCAUCGCCAUGAUGGUCGUCGGAUUCGGCGUUCUCCUCGCUUUUGCAGCUUAUGAGCGUUGGGGCGCACCCAAGCCAUUCAUUCCCUUUGAGCUUCUUUGCGAUCGUACCGUCAUCGGCGCCUGUCUGCUCGACAUUACGUACCAAGUUUCCUACUACUGCUGGGCAAGCUACUUCACCUCCUUCCUGCAGGUUGUAUUUGACACCAGCUUCACUCAAGCCGGCUACAUUGCUGCCAUCUUCGACUUUAUGGAUCCCAUCUGGCUUCUCGGUUGUGGAUACUUGAUUCGAGUCACGGGCCGAUUCAAGUGGCUCCUGAUGGCCGCGGUACCCCUGUAUCUCCUGGCCAGCGGAUUGAUGAUCUACUUCCGUUCACCUGGUCACAGUGUCGGGUACAUGUGCAUGGUCCAGAUCUUCCUCGCCGUUGGCGGUGGCACCAUGAUCCUCAUCGAGCAAGUUGCCGUUCUGGCUGCCGCCAAGCACGAGAACUACGCUUCCAUGCUGGCUCUCCUCAGCGUCUUCGGUAACUUGGGCGGUGCCGUUGGCAACAGUGUGUCCGGCGCUAUCUGGACAAACACGCUGCCUCAGAAGCUGAGACAGAUGUUACCAGAUGAGACCAAGGAGAUGUGGCAGGAUAUCUAUGAGUCCUUGGAUGUCCAGCUCAGCUAUCCUGUAGGUGACCCAACUCGGAUUGCCAUUCAGAACGCGUAUGCAUCUAGUCAGCGGAACAUGAUGAUUGCAGGAACUGCUGUGAUGGGGUUGUCGAUUAUUUGGGUUCUCAUGAUGAGAAACAUCAAGGUAAAGGACAACAAGGACGUGACAAAGGUUUUGUUCUAG
Penicillium diatomitis is the source of this 1722-nucleotide messenger RNA. It is a transcript of the gene mirD, whose product is annotated as putative MFS siderophore iron transporter. The transcript is spliced from 5 exons. Gene Ontology annotation, molecular function: transmembrane transporter activity. NCBI's taxonomy places the organism in Eukaryota, Fungi, Ascomycota, Eurotiomycetes, Eurotiales, Aspergillaceae. Gene Ontology annotation, biological process: transmembrane transport. The record is from RefSeq and is a predicted model, not a curated record. The coding region runs from base 1 to 1722 and encodes 573 amino acids.